CCCCUGAGCGACAUGACCCGGGAUGAGAUCAACCAGCUGGUGCAGGAGCUGGGCUUCUACCGCAAGGAGACGCCUGAUGCCCCCGUGCCUGAGGAGUUCCGGUUUGCCCCUGCCAGGCCACUGCCCACUCUGCCGCUCCCCCAAGCCCCCCAAACUGACAGCAGGACCCCAGCUGAACAUGAUGAGGGA
Molecule: messenger RNA, 189 nt
Organism: Apaloderma vittatum (bar-tailed trogon)
Lineage: Eukaryota; Metazoa; Chordata; Aves; Trogoniformes; Trogonidae
Gene: SELENOM
Product: selenoprotein M
Exons: 1
Source: RefSeq, a predicted model, not a curated record